GUUGCCGCGUCGUCAAGCUGUACCUAAUCUACCUCAUCAACCCGGCCACUAAAUAAUUCCAACAUCCACGCCCACACCUACCAGUCUUUUCUCCUCCAUAACACAAACCCGCACAGGAGAAUAAACGUCCGUGGAUUCUCAAUAUCGUCCCGCAACCAUGUCAGACGGCCAGAUUCUAAAGCCUGACAAGGACUUCUCCAAGGAAGUUGACAAACAACUCCCAGAGGCCGAGGAGCUUGCGAAGGUAUUUCAUUCGUUGCAUCAAAAGCUUGAUAUAUCUGCUAACAUUGGAAAUUUGUAGACAAAUGUUCAGUCGGCAAUUGAGAAGCUCACAGCAUUAGAGAAACAAACCAGACAGGUGCGCACUCAAUCUUUCUCAUACAGCCAUCCAUUUGCUAACAGGACUCAAGGCAUCAGAUCUCGCAUCCACAUCUCGAAUCCUGGUCGCCAUUGUAACAAUCAGCAAAGAGUCGGGGGAUUGGAGUCUAUUGAAUGAGCAGGUUCUGAUACUUUCCAAGAAACAUGGCCAACUCAAACAAGCUACAACGAAAAUGGUUCAGGUGGUCAUGAGCUUUUUGGACACGACGCCGGAUUUGGAACCCAAAUUAUCAGUCAUUGAAACUUUGCGGACGGUCACCGAGGGAAAGAUAUUCGUCGAGGUUGAGCGGGCCCGUGUAACCAGAAUCUUAUCGAAUAUCAAGAAGGAACAGGGCGAUCUGAAGGCCGCCGCGGAUAUUCUGUGUGAGUUGCAGGUUGAGACUUUUGGUUCUAUGGGGCGACGGGAGAAGACAGAAUUCAUUUUGGCCCAGGUUGGGCUGUGCAUAGAGAAUGAGGACUGGACACAGGCUGGGAUUUUGAGCCGAAAGAUUAGCACCAAAUAUCUAUCGAGAAAGCCCAAGAAGACCGAGGAACAGGUCGAGAAGGAGAAGAAGGACCAUGAGGAGAGGAGGGAGAAGGGGGAGGAUGUGCCAGAGCCUGUUGAGGAUGAUGUUACUGAUUUGAAGCUACGAUACUACGAGCAACAAAUCACCCUAGCAAAGCACGAUGACAAGUACCUUGAUGCUUGCAAGCAUUACAGACAAGUUCUUGACACUGAGGCUGUAGAGGAGGAUCCACAGAAGCUCCAAUCAGUAAGUCUAUGAUAGUGUGGGUGUUGAACAUGAACUAACAGCAAUAGGUCUUGCAACGAAUUAUUUACUAUGUUAUCCUAGCUCCAUAUGACAACGAACAAUCCGACCUCCUCCACCGCGUUCACAAAGACACCCGAAAUUCUCAAGUUGCCCUCGAAGCCCAACUCCUAAAGCUUUUUACCGUCCAUGAACUCAUGCGAUGGCCUGAGGUUUCAAAGCUCUUUGGUCCUCAUUUAUGCGGAACCGAUGUAUUCGAUGUAUCACCAGGACAAUCUGCAGAUCCAAAAGCCAAUCAAAGAUGGGAGGAUUUGCGAAAGCGUGUCAUUGAGCACAAUGUUCGAGUUAUUGCCAAAUACUAUACCCGAAUUCAGAUGCCACGGUUGACUCAACUUCUCGAUUUGACCGAGGAUGAGACUGAAAAGUACAUCAGUGAGUUGGUUACCGCAAAGACGGUUUACGCCAAGAUCGAUCGACCUGCACGUAUUGUGAACUUUGCCAAGCCAAGAGAUGCGGAUGAUGUAUUGAAUGAGUGGAGUGGUAAUAUGAAGAGCUUGCUGGGCUUGUUGGAGAGAAUUGAUCAUUUGAUCACCAAGGAAGAAAUGAUGGCCAGAAUCCAACCAACGAAGCCAUCAAAGGGAACAAAGACAGGAAAGGUGUAUUAGAAGUCAUGAAUUUUUCUAAUAGCAUCUUUUCUAUUUUGAUGCCUCUGUACACUAGUCUAGACUCUAGGUAUCUAAAUCCCGUGAGCAACGUAUUUUAAUAUCCC
Molecule: messenger RNA, 1896 nt
Organism: Hymenoscyphus albidus
Lineage: Eukaryota; Fungi; Ascomycota; Leotiomycetes; Helotiales; Helotiaceae
Source: the annotation of a GenBank genome assembly